Staurois parvus is the source of this 295-nucleotide messenger RNA. The record is from the annotation of a GenBank genome assembly. NCBI's taxonomy places the organism in Eukaryota, Metazoa, Chordata, Amphibia, Anura, Ranidae.
GCAGAGUGGGGUGGAGGCCAGUGGAGGGAUUGGCAGAGAGGGGUGGAGGACAGAGUGGAGGCCAUUGGAGGGAUUAACAGAGAGAGGUGGAGGGCUAUGAGCAGAGGCCAGUGGAGGGAUUGGCAGUUGGAGGUGAAUAGAAGCCAGUGGAUGGAUUGGUAAGUGAAGGGUGGAGGACUCUGAGCGGUUGGUAAGGUAGUUGAGUAUGGCAGGGGGGGGGGGGGUAGUCCGUGUAGAGGUAAGCCAACAAGGGGGGAGGUACAUUAGUCAAGGUGAGAGAUAAAGACGGAGUGAA